AUUCAAACAAACUUUAUAAGCAUGAUGCUUGUAUGUACGCUGCUCCUCGCUAUAGCUACUUCUGCUGCAGCAACAGACGAUGACGAUUACGAGUGGGAACCGAUUAACAUCACAGAGUUUCUUGACACAAACGACAAAAUAUGGACCGUCAUAACUACAGCUAACGACAGUCUUGAAUGCAAAGUUGACGAAAAAGAAUCCAUAAAUCGAACUUAUAUAUUAUUUUCUAGGAAACAUCGCACAUCUAGCACGAUUGUCACAACUAGACUACAAGGGAAGUUUAGUGGUAUGUUUCCUUAUCCUAACAGCAUAAAUGUCGGACCCAGAGGUGGAGAAGCUACCAGCGUCGAAGAAUUAAUAUAUCAAGGAAAUGACAACAAAUGCGGUGUGUUUGAGCUCCGGAACCUAACCAGGGUGAUCACCGGGCCUUGCUAUUAUUUGUAUAACAAACCAUGUCCGCAAUAUCGUGCCUUUGAUGUAAGGGUGAGGGGCUUCGGCGGCCGUGUAUCCGCCAAUGAGUGCUUGGAUUGGUUCAAAGCGGAGUACCCAGAAGAAACCUUUACACGGGAAUUGUAUAAACGCAGUUGCAACGAUAUUUCCAAACUCAGUAUCAGACAUUCGUAGGCCGGAAAUUGCAGACUCAAUAUGACAUGAUUGGUCAUUCAAUGAAAACAAGUAGUUACCGAGCCAUAUUCUCAUAGUAGUAAUUUUUUCUCGUAUGGCACAGUCUGCUCUAAUGGCUUGCUGAGCGGUAUUGACUUUUCAAUAAACAAAUGGCAUUAUUAAACGCUUCAUUUCCAAAAUAAAACAAUACAUAAACGCUCCAAAUGCGCUAUUAUGUCAAAGCGCAUUCCUCUUUUUCUUUUACUUCAGUAUGAAUCAAAAUAAA
Molecule: messenger RNA, 889 nt
Organism: Dermacentor silvarum
Lineage: Eukaryota; Metazoa; Arthropoda; Arachnida; Ixodida; Ixodidae
Exons: 6
Coding region: 22-624 (200 amino acids)
Source: RefSeq, a predicted model, not a curated record